GUGAAUAUGGAGCUGUUUUAGGGACGCUUUUAUUACUUAUAUGGCGUCUUUUCGCUUGCUGAUAGUCAAUGCACACUAGCUAAGCAGUAGAGUUCGCCCCACAGAAUUACUAAGCUAAAUUCCAACAUCUAGCAUGUUUUGAUCGUUGUUUCUUGAUAUUUUGAGGCAAUCCUAUGUUUACAUCAAAUAACGAGUGAUCCGUACAGGUCAAUGCAAAGAAUUGUGGGAACAUAGAAGCGGAACUACUGAAUUCACGAAUUCAACUCUUUAACUAGGAGUGUCUUUGUUACGCGUCCAGCAAGAGCAGACGAAUCCAAGGUGGCUGAUAUAAAGGGAAGCUGCAGUUAAAGUGAAUGUUCUCUGACUUGGCUUUGAAUUAUCGGCCUUUAACAUCGAAGUAUAUCUUUAUUGAUAAGCUUCAAAAACAGAAAAUACGACACCAAGAGUAAACACUUUUGAAUCAUAUAGUUAAGGGCAACGCUCAAGUUCACUGUCUACUCAGCCAACGACAUGAACUAAAAACACUCUCGCAGGGCAAAUCGACUACCGAUCGAGUGUAAGUAAGCAAAGCAUUGCCCAGUCAUUCUGUCAUCUCGUAUCGGGGAACACAAAUCAGUUCUUCAUGUGUUGGAAUAAGUAUGGUGACUGUAAUUACGAACAAACUGAAGAAACAGUCAUUGGAAGAUCUCCCCAACGAACCUUUGAGGGUCACUACCAAUACAGAAAAAAAGAAAGAAUUGAUGCUGCAAACAGAUAGCCAAGACCGAGGAUUUAUUUUUCGAGUAGGCAACGAACGUAGAUCAGGAUUAGGGCACCUAAGGACUAGAAGUUACCCUACACACGAUUUUAGAGGAUCUGAUGGUCGAGGAGGAAUUAUUUUCGACUCGUGUAUAAGUAGUACUUCUUCGACGGCUAUGCCACCCGCAAGCAAGAGACUAUGUCGAUCCAUUUCGGUUCCUCUAGAGGAAUCGUCUGAAGAGACAGGCUUGAGAUCUUGGGCUCCAAAGGCCUCGAAAGUAUGGCAACCUGUGAAGGGUUUCCCAAGAAUAGCAACUAGGUCUCGAUCUGUGUCCUCUCCACCUGAAAAACUUUAUAAUACAAAUACAACUACCCGAAGCGCAAGAGCGGAGACGGAGCUGUUAACCAGCCCUGCUGUAAAUUUCAUUUCUACCCCACCGGCUUCUCCCACUCCAAGACCAGCAUCAGCUUUUGCUGCCCUUAGUGACAAUCAAAUCUGUAUGAAAGAAAAUAUUAAGGAAGAGAGUAUUACUCCUCACAAAAACGCCACAGAUACCUCAGAUGCCUGCCCACGAUUGCACAGAAGUCGUUCACAACCCUGUUUCGAGCGGGCUCGAACUUGCGGGAUUAAGCGAAGGAUUGAAGACGACUUUGAUGUUGGUAAUAAACUCAGACCGGCUUUGGAUCUAGCAAAAAUGGAAGAGUCCUCCUACUUUCGGUUUAGAGAUAAGAAAAGAGGUUUACGGAUACCAAGAUGUUCGAACAAGAGAGAAGCAAAAGAGUCACCAGCUCCAUACUUCACAGAACACGAAAAUUUUAUUCUGAAACCAAUUAUUUCAUCACCACUUGAUGCCAAGGUCUCCAGCAUAAUGAUAACUCCUACUUCUUCACCCACAAAACAGCUCGAAUUAGGCGAAAAACUUACCUUAGGAAAAGUCAAGGACUUCACGAAUAAAAAGGAAAAAGCGCUUGAACGUAAAAUUGCCGAUGAAGGGGUCUACCACUUAGAUUAUGAUUCGGAAUUGGACAUUGCCUCGAUCGAGGGAGACAAUUUUUAGUGAACUACGAUACGUCGUUCGUAAAGAACAAGACAUUUGUAUUCUCAUAUCUCCACGCACAACGCGUAUAUGAUUGUCAUAUAAUCACUUCACUCAAAUGCAGUCGGUUAUUUAUUAUAUUCUAUUUAGAAUUCAAACAUUUUGUGCAAGUUAGUAGCGUGUAACCCCAAUCUUCUGGCUCUUGUAUAUUUUUACAUAUAUUAUCUUUUGCAGAACAGUGCGUCAGCUCCAAAUAUUCGAAAGCAGUCGCGAAUACUAAAACUAAAGAAAAGAAAACGAAAGAGUGAUUGUAGCUAAACAACGAGUACGAAGGUUGUAAAGUAUUAAAUGAAGGAGAGUGUUAA
Messenger RNA from Actinia tenebrosa (Australian red waratah sea anemone), 2140 nucleotides. Its product is annotated as protein FAM53A. Lineage: Eukaryota; Metazoa; Cnidaria; Anthozoa; Actiniaria; Actiniidae. The record is from RefSeq and is a predicted model, not a curated record. Gene Ontology annotation, biological process: protein import into nucleus. Gene Ontology annotation, cellular component: nucleus.